Molecule: messenger RNA, 1651 nt
Organism: Ooceraea biroi (clonal raider ant)
Lineage: Eukaryota; Metazoa; Arthropoda; Insecta; Hymenoptera; Formicidae
Source: RefSeq, a predicted model, not a curated record
AAGGGAGCCGCGCGGGUGAGGCUUCCUUAAUUUAAUUAGACGUAACGGCAUCAACAAACGCACGAAAGUGCGCCGGCGGCUGACUUCUUUAGUUCAAUCUGUGCCGACGAAGAGAAAGGUGCAAAUAUCUGUCCCCCUUUCGAACCACCACACACAAUUAUCAGGACGUGAGUCUUUUCUGUUUGCUUUUCUGUUUGCUACUCGUCGUUCAGUUCCUCCAGCCUUCUUUAUUUUUCGUUGAUUCGAUUAAAAAUUGAGGAGUUCCACGCAAGAGCGAGGCAGCUCGCGAUUUAUAAGAUCUAUUUUAAACGUUAAAUUUACAAGGGCCUAAAGAUAAAUCUUGCAAAUUAGCGAGCGUGUUUCCUUGUUGCAGGGAACACUUUCCUUCAUCGAUUUCGAAUAAUUUCUUUAAGUGUUUGGUUUGCGUUAUGCUUUAAUUUCUCCUUGCUUACGAUUUUCAGUUUCAGGUGUUUUUAAGUUCGUUAGUAGUUUGUACUUACGAUCGGCACGCUUAAGCACGUAUAGAACAAAUAAAAACGAGAUAAUCGAGCGGACAUGACGACGAAAGUCGACGCUCACGCAAUGAAGCAGGACAGUUCGGCGAUGAACAGCAAAGAGUGCUCCACCGGGGCGAAGGUGAAGCGCAAAUCCAGGUCUAGGAGACGCUUGAACGCGAUGAUGAGCAACGCGUCGCUUCACUUCUCCGACACGGAUUCCGAGGGCGAGCUGACGGUGAUCACGAGCAAGAUCGACAGACUGAACUCCGUCAUGCAAGCCAUGAACAGCCAAGGCAGUCCGCUGAUCUCCGUGACCGUCACGGAGGAUGACGAUCCCGAGACGAGGCUCAUUAAGAACAACUUGGACUACCUGAUAGCCGAUGGCGAGGCCAGGUCGCAUUCGAGGCGCAGCAGCAUCGCGGAAGCGCUCACCGACGUCGAUGAGAUCUACAGCGACCCGGAGAUCGAGGAGAAGGAUACCGAGAUCAACCUAAAGGUCGCCGACAACGGUUACCAAGAGGAGACGGAUCUGGAGGACCUGGAGGGUGAUGAGGACAUUCAAGAGACGAUCUACGUCACGCCGAGGUCGGACAUCCUGAUGGAUCUUUACGGCGAGACAAUCACCACGAAGGAGGGCGAUGGACCGUUUUCUGUGGAAGUGCGGAACCGACUGUCGCAUGAGCAGAUCUCAAUCGACAGAGGGAAUGCUGAGGACACGCUGGACAUGCCAGACACCGACAGCGAGGACAUGGAAGCGUCCGAGGACGAGACGAAGCUGGACGAGGCCGCCUCUCUCUACUGUCGCAUGUAUGACGAGAUCGAUCUUAUGGUCGGCUCGCAGAUCGUCAUGACCAAUAAAAUGGAGAACACGCUGCACGUGCCGAACACCGUCGAGGAGGCUAUCAGCGAUUGCCAUACCGACAUCGAGGAUGUAGAUUAAAAUUUGAUAAAAUAGUGAUGGAGAAAGUGGAACAUGAAUAAAAUUGUCGAAAGGAAAAGUUGUUCGCAGCAGAUAAGACUUUGGGAGUUCCAGAAGGAUUUUCUGUUUCUAUGAUUUUUUCGAUAAUGUGGGAAAUAGCGUAUUAGAAUCGACGGAGUAUCGUUGUUAAUGAGAUAUUAAUGAAAAUAAAGAUCUAUUGAUCGACGCAAUCGGA